Molecule: messenger RNA, 1587 nt
Organism: Symbiodinium sp. CCMP2592
Lineage: Eukaryota; Dinophyceae; Suessiales; Symbiodiniaceae
Source: the annotation of a GenBank genome assembly
AUGAACUUACUCGUUGCGCUGCUGAUGCAGUGCAUCGCCAGACGGACGCGCAUUCAAGCUGCUGGUCCACGGAACGAACAGAAGCCGGAGGAAAGAUUUUCAGCGGUGGCAGCAUUCCUCCGGGACUUCGCCGGUAUUCAGUCCGUGUACAACAUAGCCAAAGGCUGGCUGACACACGAUGCAUACAGGUGUGUGUCGACCAGCCUUUGCCUGCUUACAAUCGCUCACUGGUUUCUCAGGGAGUGGACGUAUGCACAGCUCCUAUCCUCUUUGACGGCCGAUCUGACCAAUGCUAUCGUUGCUGUACGGAGCACGAGAGAUCUUUCCUUGGUUUACAGCCGCCUCUUCUCCAUGCUGGCCUGGCAAAUCGCCACAGCGCCCCUGUUUCUCAUCUUGGAUCCGAUGAUCCAAGCGUGGUUUGCAUCGUCGCUUCAGAGCUACAUCACCAACUCGAUGCUCCAGUCCUACGUCUCAGGCGGAGGUCAGGCAUACUACAAGCUGAAGAUGGAUGACGAGAAGCGGGAUCUCGACAACCCGGAUCAGCGCAUCAGCGAGUCUGCAGAGCAGUUUGCUUUCCUCAUGUACGUGCUCUUCUCCGGAUUCCUCUCUGCCGUGUUCGGAAUGCUGGCAUGGGCUGGAGUCAUGAUCCAGCUGGGCGGCUAUGCCCUCCUGGCGACCUGUAUGGGGAUGGCAUGUUUACGGCUGAUGCUCUCCAUCAGUCUGUUCGGGAAUGCCUUGGUGGAUGCCUUCAAGGAUCAGCUUGAGACAGGUGCCACCUUUCGCUAUUCUCUGGCCCGGCUGCGCCUGCUUCCCAGCACAGCUUCAAAGAACAGCACCAUUUCAACUCCCACAUCGAUGCGGGAGCCCGAGUGUGUGCUAGCUUUGCAUGGAGAGGCAACAGAGUCUUGGUUCGAGCCGCUGCUUCUGACCGCGGUCUGCAGGCAUUCAGAUACAAUGCUGCCUGGCUUUAACGAGUUGCGCCUGCUUCAGCAACGGGUCCUGGGAGCCGGGAGAGGAAAGGCGUUCAUCAGCAUGCUGUUUUCGACGACGCUGGGUAUCGUUGACUUCUUUCCCGUCGUCAUCCUUUGGCUGUACCAGGUUCCGCAGAUCGAAGCAGGAGCCCUGAACUUUGGCGACGCCCUGCGGUGCCAGACUGGAUACAUGCAGGUGGCCAAGGUGAUGGACUUCUUGGCAAACUCCUACGCCAAGCUGAAGCAGCUGCAGGCGAAUGGGGAGCGGCUGUGGCAGCUCUGGGAAGCCGCUGAUGAGGUCAACGAGGAGCCGCCCGCAGACUCGGUAAUCGACUUCGCUGCCUGCGACACAGACGUGGCUUUUGCCUUUACCUCACUCUUCGUCUUCACACCUGGUGGCACCACAGCUGUCGGUGGAGUCAGCCUUGCAUGCGAAGCUGGGAAAGGCCUGCUGAUCACCGGAGGAUCAGGCAUCGGGAAGUCAUCCAUCCUCCGAGCUUUGGUUGGUCUCUGGUCCGCAGGGGAGGGAGUCGUCGAGAAAUCUCCUGGGGCUGAAGUGAUCUUCCUGCCCCAGAAUUCCUAUUUCCCUGUCGGGACCCUGCUGGAGGCUGGUUGA